Molecule: messenger RNA, 957 nt
Organism: Peronospora matthiolae
Lineage: Eukaryota; Oomycota; Peronosporomycetes; Peronosporales; Peronosporaceae
Source: the annotation of a GenBank genome assembly
AUGGAUGAUGCUAUGCGCCGCAGCAUCUUUGGUUCAUCUGAUGAAUCAGAUGAACCAUCGCCAAAGCGAAGGCGCUCGAGGUCGCGAGACUCGGGCGCUCACAGUGGUGUCGGUUCUCCUAUUGACACCACUUCGCAGCGAGGUGCCAGUCCUUCUAUCGGCACGUCGCAAGAAGAGCGGGACCGCAAUGUGUUGCGUCUCGCUCCCGAAAAGAAGGCAUGGAUGCCUCCCAAAUCUGUCAUGGAUCACUUGUCGGUGACGACGAGUGAUCGUUAUCGAACACGGUUGUUCGAUUCGUCAAGGAUCCAUCACCUUGACCCCAGUGCGAAAAACUUUCGCGCUGAGAACGGAUUCUUCAUCGAUGCUUUCUUUAGACAUCGAUGGUACAGUGGGAAUCACAAACGUGAUGGUCCCUCACUACUUCAGGCGUGGAACGCCUACAUCCAUAACCUUGAGGAUGUAGGUCGUGACGUUUGGAACGACAAACUUAUCAAAGCUCGUGAUAAGUUUGAAAAGCGAACCCCGACAGGUGCACGCUAUAAGCUGCAUCGUCUGUCAAAGGAGGGUGGUUUACCCUGUCUUUCCUGGGGAGACCCGUGCCCAUGUUGUGUGAACAACUCUGCACGAGCACCUAAGGAGGCUUACCUCCCUAAUAGCCCGUGGUGGCGCGUACGUAUCUACAGUGAGAUGUACGAAGGGAUUGACAACCUGAAAUCCUUUACGACCGUGCCGGGAAGACUUUCUCCGGCGGUCCUUCUGCGGCACAGGAUGUGCCGCGUCGUACUGCUCAACCAGACCCAGUACGUCAUCCAUCAGUUGGGAGCGAGGCUCCCAAGUAUCCCAGGACGGGGGAUAGCCACGCCACCGGACGAGAUAACUCGUCCGACGUCCGUUCACGUCGCGGUGGUUCAACAGCUGCUCAACCAGAUAGCGCUGGACACCGCGAGAGUCCUCUAA